AUGGGGAAUGACACUUCCGUUGGGGAUGUUCUAAUCUUAGAGAGGUUAAAGGUCACCUCCCAGUCCUCCGUCCCCGCCUUCAUCCUCCUCCUCCUCAUCUACGUCUUCAUCAUGGUGUCCAACAUCGGCCUGGUGGUGCUGAUCUUGCGCAACCGGAGCCUCCAGCAGCCGAUGUACCUGCUCGUCUGCAACAUGAGCAUCAACGACGUCUUCGGGGCGACGACAGUGGUCCCCCACGUCCUCCGAGACCUGGUGACCUCAGACUCGGAGCGCUACAUCCGUUACACCGACUGUGCCAUCCAGGCGUUUUGUGUUCACCUCCACGCGAGUGCGUCCCACACGGUGCUCAUGAUCAUGGCCUUCGAUCGCUACGUGGCCAUCUGCAACCCGCUGCGGUACGCCGCCGUCAUGACCAACCGGGCGGUGGCGGCGCUGUCGGCGGCCGCGUGGGGAACCGCCUUCGUGCUGGUGGCGGUUCUGGUGGGGCUCAGCGUCCGCCUGUCGCGCUGCCGGUCGCUCGUCUUCAACCUGUUCUGCGACAACGCGUCCUUGUUCCAGCUGUCCUGCGAGAGCGUCCUCGUCAACAACGUCUACGGCCUCGGCUACACGGUGGUGCUGCUGGGCUCGUCCCUCGGCAGCGUCGCGCUCACCUACCUGAGGAUCGCCACGGUGUGUUGGAGGAGUCAGAACCGAGCCGUGAACGGCAAGGCGCUGCAGACCUGCGCCACCCACCUGGCCGUGUACGUCCUCCUCGUGGUGUCCGGCUUCCUCAUCGUGAUCCUGCACCGCUUCCCUCUCCUGGCCGAACACCGGAAGGUCGCCAGCGUCCUGGGACACGUGGCCCUGCCGGCCCUGAACGCCGUUAUCUACGGUCUGCUGAACAAAGAGGUCCGGCACAGGAUCAAAACUGGGUUUCAGAACAAUAAAGUAACAUGA
Messenger RNA from Etheostoma spectabile (orangethroat darter), 936 nucleotides. RefSeq names its product olfactory receptor 5B12-like. The transcript has a single exon. Bases 1 to 936 code for a protein of 311 amino acids. Gene Ontology annotation, cellular component: membrane. The record is from RefSeq and is a predicted model, not a curated record. Gene Ontology annotation, molecular function: G protein-coupled receptor activity; olfactory receptor activity; odorant binding. Lineage: Eukaryota; Metazoa; Chordata; Actinopteri; Perciformes; Percidae. Gene Ontology annotation, biological process: detection of chemical stimulus involved in sensory perception of smell; G protein-coupled receptor signaling pathway.